Messenger RNA from Dermacentor andersoni, 2563 nucleotides. The record is from RefSeq and is a predicted model, not a curated record. Lineage: Eukaryota; Metazoa; Arthropoda; Arachnida; Ixodida; Ixodidae.
CCGACGGAUUAGGAACACCACCAUGCUGCGUGCCUGCAUCGUCCUCGCCUUGGCCACCAGUGCCUUCGCUGGUCACGUUGGCCACGUUGCCGGUGGCUACACCCUCGCCAGCAACCUCGGCUACGGCCUUGGCUACGGAAGCCUCGGCUAUUCCGGUCUCGGCUACGGUGGCCUUGGUCUCUCCCAUUACGGUCUGUCCCAUGGAGUUGGCUACUCCGGCCUGACCGGCUACGGCGCUGGCUUCGGAUACGGAUACGCCCCCGCCGCCAGCUACGCCGUCGCUGCUCCAGCUGUUACCCGCACCGUCUCCACCUACCACGCUGCUCCAGCUGUGACCGCUGUUCACGCCGCUCCAGCUGUGACCGCUGUCCACGCUGCCCCAGCUGUCACCUACGCUGCUGCCCCAGCUGUCACCAGGGUAGUCCAGGCCGCUCCAGUUGUCCAGACCUACGCUGCUGCCCCAGCUGUCACCAGGGUGGUCCAGUCCGCUCCAGCUGUCACCUACGCCGCUGCUCCAGCUGUGACCAGGGUCGUCCAGUCCGCCCCAGCUGUCACCAGGGUCGUCCAGGCCGCUCCAGUUGUCCAGACCUACGCCGCCGCCCCAGCUGUCACCAGAGUGGUCCAGUCCACUCCAGUUGUCCAGACCUACGCCGCCGCCCCAGCUGUCACCAAGGUUGUCCACUCCGCUCCAGUUGUCCAGACCUACGCCGCCGCCCCAGCUGUCACCAGGGUGGUCCAGUCCACUCCAGUUGUCCAGACCUACGCCGCCGCGCCAGCUGUCACCAAGGUUGUCCACUCCGCUCCAGUGGUCGCCAGCUACGCCGCUGCCCCAGCCGUGACUGCUGUCCAUGCUGCCCCAGCUGUUGCCACCGUUGCCCACGCUGCCCCAGCCGUCGCUACCUACGGAGUUGCCCACGUUGCCCACUCUGCCCCAGCCGUCGCCACCUACGGCGUUUCCCACGUUGCCCACGCUGCCCCAGCCGUUGCUACCUACGGCGUUGCUCACGCUGUCCCAGCCUACUACGGCUACGGUGUUGGCUCCCUCGGCUACGGUGCCGGCAGCUACGGUUACGGCCACGGUCUCCUCGGCUACGGCCUGAACUACGGCUACGGCCUUGGCUCUCCUCUCAGCUACUCCACCCUCCUCCGCAAGAAGAAGUCUGCCGAGGCACCGGCAAAACCUUGGGACGCUCCGGCCGCCAAGACUCGGGUGACCUUAUCGGGCAACCUGAACCCAAGCAGAGCCUCACAGCGUGAAGUGCUCAGCGACUUGCAGCCAUCACGCAUGAUGUGCGUGGUUUCCGACAAAGCUCCUUUCGGGGGCAAGGGGCAAAAGGCCUCCGGAUUGCUGCGUGCCUGCAUCGUCCUCGCCUUGGCCACCAGCGCCUUUGCUGGUCACCUUGGUCACGUUGCUGGUGGCUACACCCUCGCAAGCAACCUCGGCUACGGCCUGGGCUAUGGUAGCCUCGGCUAUUCCGGUCUCGGAUACGGUGGCCUUGGUCUCUCCCAUUAUGGCCUGUCCCACGGAGUCGGCUACUCCGGCCUGACCGGCUACGGUGCUGGCUACGGAUACGGAUACUCCCCCGCCGCCAGCUACGCCGUCGCUGCUCCAGCUGUUACCCGCACGGUCUCCACCUACCACGCUGCUCCAGCUGUGACCGCUGUCCACGCCGCUCCAGCCGUGACCACUGUCCACGCCGCUCCAGCUGUCACCUACGCUGCUGCCCCAGCUGUCACCAGGGUGGUCCAGUCUGCUCCAGCUGUCACCUACGCUGCCGCCCCAGCUGUCACCAAGGUGGUCCAGUCCGCUCCAACUGUCACCUACGCCGCCGCCCCAGCUGUAACCAGGGUGGUCCAGUCUGCUCCAGUUGUCCAGACCUACGCCGCCGCCCCAGCUGUCACCAGGGUGGUCCAGUCCACUCCAGUUGUCCAGACCUACGCCGCCGCCCCAGCUGUCACCAAGGUUGUCCACUCCGCUCCAGUUGUCCAGACCUACGCCGCCGCCCCAGCUGUCACCAGGGUGGUCCAGUCCACUCCAGUUGUCCAGACCUACGCCGCCGCCCCAGCUGUCACCAAGGUUGUCCACUCCGCUCCAGUGGUCGCCAGCUACGCCGCUGCCCCAGCCGUGACUGCUGUCCAUGCUGCCCCAGCUGUUGCCACCGUUGCCCACUCUGCCCCAGCCGUCGCUACUUACGGAGUUGCCCACGUUGCCCACUCUGCCCCAGCCGUCGCCACCUACGGCGUUUCCCACGUUGCCCACGCUGCCCCAGCCGUUGCUACCUACGGCGUUGCUCACGCUGUCCCAGCCUACUACGGCUACGGUGUUGGCUCCCUCGGCUACGGUGCCGGCAGCUACGGUUACGGCCACGGUCUCCUCGGCUACGGCCUGAACUACGGCUACGGCCUUGGCUCUCCUCUCAGCUACUCCACCCUCCUCCGCAAGAAGAAGUAAAUCCUCUUUCUUUUAACACUUGGACCAGACAGAAAGCACGCAGUCAUGGACAACCAGAUUUUCCGCUUUCAAUGAUGUAUAAUCAUUGUUAUGUCAGAAUAAACUGUUUGU